AUGCCUGCAAAAGUGCACUGCAAUGGUUUGUUUUUGGGCGACACAAUUCAGGAAAAAACUCGAACUUUGCUUGGCUGGAAUGAUGAGCAUUGUCCCACGAUUACAGUCAACGCUACAGAGAAAUCCGUCAGCAGGUGUGAUCGGCGUGUACUUCAUGUAAAUAAUACACGCCGUCAUCCAUACAUGAUUCCAGUCGGGCGUUUGCGACGUUACAGUAAUAGUUCAAGUUCAACAUGUAGUAGCAGUAGUAGUGAAUAUUCGCAACCAUCACCAAGUUACAGUAUCACUUCUUACGAAUCGCUAAGUCCGGAACCUCUGGUUUCCCCUUAUGCUGCAACUGAUUGUCAAUCACCCCAUUUAGUACCGCUAGGUCCAAUAAUACCAGCAGCAACAACAACGGCAUCUACCACCAACUAUCGGUCGCCGGAACGAGAAGCACAAGUUUUCGAAAGGUUGCGACAGCUGGUACCAAUGUUGCCAUUUGAUAGAAGUGCUUAUCAGGUACUAAUAGAAACAGUUUCACAAGUGAUGGAUUUAGAACAACAACUUGAACAACUGAACCAGCAGACAAACAAUGCCAAAAACAGUCUAUGGAUUGAACAAAAAAGUCUCAUUUCGAAUGCAGAAAAUAGUGUCUUUCCGGAUGAUUUGAAAACUGUGGAUGUGACAGCAUUCAAGCGUCUUCUUUGUUCCGAUCCUCUCUCUGGCGAUAUCUCAAAAACAGUGCACUUCAACUUUGCCUCGUAA
This is a messenger RNA of Cercopithifilaria johnstoni, 747 nucleotides long. Lineage: Eukaryota; Metazoa; Nematoda; Chromadorea; Rhabditida; Onchocercidae. The record is from the annotation of a GenBank genome assembly.